AUGGCCUCCGAACCGUCCGAGGACGCCAUCGCGAACUUCGUCAGCUUCACCAGCACCACGCGCAAGCAAGCUAUUAGCUUCCUCAAGGCCAACAAUUUAGACUCGCAAAAGGCAAUAAAUGCCUAUUUUGAGGACCCGUCGGGACCCCAGACCGAGACGACCGGCUUCUACAAUGAGAGCAAUGUAUCUUCCUUCGGAUAUGGCCAACAAGACGCGGCACCCCGAAUGCCCGCAACGGCCCCUCCCUCUCGCCCUCCAUCCCGAGUGAACAUGCAUGAACAGGGCCAAGCUGCUGGAUUCGAUGAUACUUCUGCAACGGCUCCACAGGGUUCUGCAGGCCCAGCGCCUUCCGGACAGGGAAUGAGUCUGGCUGAGCGCGAAGAACAAGAACUGCAACAGGCUGUCGCGAUGUCCUUGAACCAAGGGAUGGGACAGCAGGAGUCUGGGGUGACAACAGCUGGCAAUCAAGAACCUCACUUCGGAAAAGCGACGCGCGAUCACUACGAUGAAGGAGCUUGGGCUAUGACUCUGUUCAAUGCCACGUCCCAGGAAGUGGUCAUUAGCCCCGACCCUGAAGACCGCAGGAGAGUUGAUGGCGAGCCUGCAUUCAUCCGCCCUACAAACGAUAACCUGUACCUCGGUGGAUUCCUCACCAUCCUCCACGAGAUUCCUCUGGCGCGUGAAGCUCUCUUGUUGCGGAAUAGAAUGCUAUAUGACUAUGGACAGGAGCCGCAAUGGUGGAAUGGGCAGCCAAUCAGUCUCCCCAAGAUUGUGACAGUCCAUGACCAACAGAAUGGGGAUAACGACUGGGACGAUGUCCUUUAUGAGACACAACGACUCAUGGCGUUCUUGGACUCUACACAACGUGCCUUUGGCAGCAGCGACGCGCUUGCAAAGUUGAAGGAUAUUACUUCAUUUUCCUCCGACUCGGAAGAAGUCGUCACGAGGUUUUUAGAGACGUGGCAGGCUGCGGCUGUCCGGGCAGACCCAGACAACCCCCUAACAACAGCUUUCAUGUCCCACGCCUACAAGCGAUCGCCUUUUGACGAAGGCGACGAUCCCAUUUCUAAAGAACUCUUCAUCUUCGAGCCUGUCGUUGAACAGGAACACGGACAAACUCUUUAUGAUCUCUUAGACACAGCGAUUUGGAGUGAUAGGCCUGGCGAAGAACUGGAUGAUGUCUGGCUCGAGCAUGUCGGAGAGGUGGUCAUCAUGAAGCUUGAUUCCUAUAACAACGGAAAAUCCGUGAAUGUCAAGGCCCCCUCCGUCUUCUACCCGGAUCGCUACCUGAGCAGCUGCCGAGAGCUCGCGCGCGAGCUGCGGACCAAGAGGCUCCGAGUCCAGGAAGAGAUUCAAGAACUGGACACGCUCAUGAACCCCGCUGCCGCAACAACAGUGGCCCUGUCGAAGAAACCGGUCGAGGGAGCUGACUCACCGAACUCUGAAAUGGCAACCAAUAAGGCCGAUGGAAUUGCGAAGGAGCUGAUGGCGGUUUCCGCCCGGAUCGAAGCCAAACUAAAAGAGCUGGACACCCGAAAGCAAAGCGCCAUGGAAACAUUGCGCAGCUACAGCAAGACGCUCACCGAGCCUCCUGCGGCUCCCGGUGAGCCUCCUCUGCAUAGGUACACCUUGCGAGGCGUUUGCACCGAGCCGCACAUCACUUAUGUUCUGAAACGGGGCGAAUAUGACGACAACUCCGACGAUCUAAUGGACAUCGAUGGCGAGCGGGGUAACGGUGAUCAAUGGUGGAGAAUCAGCUAUUCCACAGAAGAUGGAAAGACCCGCCAGGCUGCAAAGAGAGAAGCAGACGGCGACUCUGCAGCUACUCAAAACGGCGAUGUCAUUGGCUACACAGCCCGCAAGGUGCGCGAGAUCGAAGUUCUUCGAGCUGCGCGCGAAGAGUGGAGAUCGGUGUUACUUGUUUACGCCAGCGACGCCGCCGUAAAUGCGAAAGUGGACCCUGCCCCUACUCAACUUCAGGACCAGGGUUUUGUGAACAAGGACAACGAGGCCUUCGCGGCCGAGUGCGAACAAAGCGCAGCACACGCAGGAGAAGGGAACGGCCAAGUUUCAGUCCAGCAAAAUAAUGCCAACAAGCAGCAGCCGGCGCUACCGCGACCCGCCCAGCAGGUAAACGUCUUUGACUACCAGGUCUCGGAUUUUGAUAAUGACAGUGCCUGCGAACAGGAAAUGCAAGAGCGGAAAGGGACAACUCUUCUAGGCACGAGCAAUGCGGCCAAUGGCGCAGCGAUCUCUAAUGCCCUGGAUGAUGAUACGGAGUGGAAUACCAUGGAAGACACGGAGAUGGCAGACCACGUAGAGCAUUCGCGUGCAUCUUGA
Penicillium canariense is the source of this 2340-nucleotide messenger RNA. RefSeq names its product ubiquitin-associated-like domain-containing protein. The coding region runs from base 1 to 2340 and encodes 779 amino acids. NCBI's taxonomy places the organism in Eukaryota, Fungi, Ascomycota, Eurotiomycetes, Eurotiales, Aspergillaceae. The transcript has 8 exons. Gene Ontology annotation, molecular function: protein binding. Gene Ontology annotation, cellular component: nucleus; cytosol. Gene Ontology annotation, biological process: protein deubiquitination. The record is from RefSeq and is a predicted model, not a curated record.